AUGGUUGGACAGCAUGUUCUGGUUCUGGGCGCUUCGGGUGGAACUGGACAUGUUGCCGUACAAAUAGCCAAGAUCAAAGGCGCAAGAGUGACUGCAGUAACUAGUUCACGUAAUGCAGAUUUCGUUAAAGGUCUUGGCGCAGACGAAAUUCUCUUCUACGAUCUAUCUACAAAUAUAUUAGAGGAUUUACAUGUUGUUACAUUACGUCAUGGUCCAUUUGACUUAGUUUUUGACUCUGUUUCCUCCCAUGAUCUGCGAGAUGCAAAUUUUGCUUAUGAAACUCGAAUUCGUAAUACGAAACCCAAAUUAGUUACUGGAAUGUAUAUUUUAAUUGGAGGUAUCGUAACGGACUGGGUUCUUGCACACAUCAAACGAUUUUUUGGUAUUGACUGGUUCGCAAAUGGCAGACAGCUAUUCUGGGUCAGAUUUCCGGAUAGCACUAGGAGGCUCGAAUCAUUGCGUCAAUUUUGUGAGGCCAACCAGCUCAAGGUAGCAAUAGCCAAUCGUAUGCCAUUUACAGAAGAAGGUAUUCAGGAAGCAUUUCGUUUGCAAAUGAAUCGUCGUACUGUAGGUAAAAUCAUUAUUGAAAUGAUUUCCGAAAAGUAA
Messenger RNA from Rotaria sp. Silwood1, 606 nucleotides. NCBI's taxonomy places the organism in Eukaryota, Metazoa, Rotifera, Eurotatoria, Philodinida, Philodinidae. The record is from the annotation of a GenBank genome assembly.